AUGUCGACAAUUAUCAACGGGACUUCACUGUGGGAUUCCAUGGGUCUGUCAACAGACGCUACUACAUGGUACUCUUCUUUGGCAAUCUUCAUUCAAGGGAUCGUCCUGGCCUGUGUCCUAAGUAAGACGAUCCAAUAUUUCGAUCGGUAUGAUAAAUUGAGAGAUCACAUGGGGACGAUGGUACUUGUAAGCUGUGGAAGUGCGAUAUCUCUAGGCAUUCUGAUAUUGACUUGUAGUCAGACCCGUGUGAUGGUAUAUAAACGUAAAAUCGAUGCACCGUCUUCGAUCCGGUUUUUGCUUUUAAGCGAUAUGGUCAUUCUUUUCUUUAGUGGUUUCUUCAGCUUUACCACGGGUAUAUAUUACGCUUGGAGAUGUUAUGUAAUGACCAAGAGGAACCGAUCGAUACUUGGUGUUCUAAUUGUAGCUCUACUAGCUCAAUUCAUCGUUACUCUGGUUACGGCUGCACACGGAUUCACUCUACGUUCGCUAACCUCCGAAUAUCUCGCGACAUUACCUGCGUUUAAGGAUAAAGGGAAUCAUCUCCAUAAAAUUUGGUCAGGUAUUACUUUAGCAUUGAACCUGUCAAUGUCAAUCCUUCUAUCUUUUUUGAUUUUUAAGAAGAAAGAUGGGAUAUAUCAUUAUGAUCCCAGAACAUGGCAUAAGUAUUUUUCCGUCACUUAUGAGACCAUGUUACCACCUACGUUGUGCUCGUUGUUGUUAAUUUCACUAGGUAAUUUACCGGGAUCACCAAUGACCGACAUGAGAAGAGUAUUUACCUCGAUCCUUCCUUUACUAUACUACAACUCUUUCAUCCAGUCCUUGGUGGGCAGACAACAAAUUCGAAGUGUGAUAGACACCAAAUCCAUGUAUGAUAGUGGAUCACCACUUGGGAGUAACGGUAAUGGAGACAAGGGUUCCUCGUAUCAGCCUGGAAGUGGACAGUUCAUGUUUAAUGCGAUUAAGAAUAAGAGUGAUCCGAGGGUUUAUGUCAAUUCACCUAAGAGGUCGUAUUGA
This is a messenger RNA of Kwoniella botswanensis, 1014 nucleotides long. RefSeq lists its product as uncharacterized. Bases 1 to 1014 code for a protein of 337 amino acids. The record is from RefSeq and is a predicted model, not a curated record. The transcript is spliced from 9 exons. NCBI's taxonomy places the organism in Eukaryota, Fungi, Basidiomycota, Tremellomycetes, Tremellales, Cryptococcaceae.